UAUUGUUCGUAUUAAAAUGUUGGAUCAUAUAAUUCGUGAAAAGAAAACGGCCCAAUAUUAUUCAAAAAAAACAAAAACACUGUGGUUUAAAUUAAAAGUAAAAGAUAUUGGCAAAUAAGGAAACAUAAGUAACUAUCCAUGGCUGACGCUGAAGAUUACAAUUCAGAUGAAUAUCCUGGGGUAAUCAAGAAUAGCCAAUAUCAAUAAGCUAUUUUUUCUUAUUAUUGAUAUUGAUUAUUGAAUUGUCUCAGCUUCAAUAAACUGAAACUCACUUUUACACUAAAUCAGUAAACUCUGAAAAAAUUCUCUGAGUAAACUGAAUAAUUUAAAUUUUUUUUUAAGUUUAAGGUGGAUGAUACUAAUGAUUAAUCAUUUAUUGAUAGAAAUAAGUACUAAUAAGUAUUAAUAAUACUUAUACUUAGGCCUAUAAUUAAUUAUUAACAAUACUGAAUACUAAACAUAAACUAAUAUUAUUAAUAUUGGACAUGGCUAUUCCGACCCAGCUACCAGAAGUGAGAAGGUGGGAUUAAAAAAUGUUUAAAAUAUUAUUGUUUGGUUUGUAAGGUAAAAUUUGGUAUCGAAUCAAAGAUAAUUGAAUGGACUAUAUGUUUGUAAACUUAAUUCUUCAGUUUAACUAAAAUAAACUACCACAAAUGACAUCCAAAUAGCAUUUAGUCAAAAUGGAAAAGGAAACGCAUCAGCGCUAUUUGGACCCGGUUCCCAUUAGACUAAAUGCUAUUCGGAUGCUAAACAUUAGUGGUAGUUUAUUUUAGUUAAACUGAAGAAUUAGGUUUACAAACAUCUAGUACAUUCAAUUAUCUUUCAUUCGAUACCAAAUUUAAUUUAACAAACCUAACAAUGAUAUUUUUUUUAAAUUUUUAUUAAACCCAACCUCUCACUUCUGAUACCAGGUCCGAAUAGCCGCAGCCAUUAAUAUUAUAUAAAAUAGUAUAAUUAUAUUCUACUGAAGUGAAAGUGAAACUGUUGUUUAAGUUCAUGAAUAAAAUAAGGCCUACUACUAAUAAUCAAUUAUUUUAAGUUUCGAGUCACAUUCACAUAAUAAUGUAACUUUUACAUAUGAUUGUAGUAUUUAUUGUAUUGUAUGAAUUAAUGAUGAUCUCAUACAUCAUCAUACACAUAGCUAUUUCAUUAUAUUAAUUUAUUUUAUAUCCCAAUUUUUAUUGGGGGUGGGGGGUGCUGGGGUAAGAGGCGUUAAUUAGCAUUCAAAUGAACAAAUAUUAAUUUAGUCCUAACUUUUUAAUUUUCCAAAUUGUUGAGUUUAAGUGACCUUUAUAUACCAAUAUAUAGUUAAUAUAGUAGGCCUAUGACAUUAAUUUUAAAUUUCACUUAUUUUAUCUUUGAAUAUUAAUUAUUUUUUUAGGUAAUAUAAAAUUAAAGAUUCUCCAAAGCCCAAUUUUUAAGUGUAUGGCUACUUUUACUGCAUGUAAAAACAAGGUUCAAAGCUCUUUUUUCAAAGAACAGCACUUACUAAUUUUUUCCUUUCUAGUCUCCGUCAUAUAAUGAAGACAGAGAGGAAGAUGUUGUGGAUGAUGAGGAGGAAGAAGAGGAAGAAGAAGAUGCUGAAGCUGUACAAGAAGAAUGCCUAGCUUUGUUUUCCCAGCGCGAUUUUAUUAUGGAGUCCAAUAUAUUAAGUGUUCUUAAACGGUAGGCAGUUCCUGUUUUUAUUUUUAACCCUUUCUUUACUGCUGGUUUUGGGCAUCGAUUUUUGCUGACUCAGCUAUAAAAAGAACUAUUUUAAAAAGAAGAACUUUUCAGUAUUUUGAAAUUCUCUAUCUGAUUUGCUUUUUAACUUCUCUAUAGAUUAACGAAUAAAGAAAUACAUAGCAUUGAAAUAUGACGUUGACGUGACGCCCUUGGUAUUUCAGAAAAGUUCUUAGCCUCUUUGUUUUGACGAAAAUGUGACGUCCUUGGUAAUUAAAAGUGGGUGAUCGUGACGUCAUGUUGGCGUCAUAGGUAGUGAAAAGGUUAAUUGAAUGCUUUCAGAUUUCUUUCCUUUAAAUUAUGGAUGAAUUAUAUCAGCCAAUGUAACAAAAGACAUAUUGAACAGCCACAUUUGAAGAUAGGGCAAAUUUUUGAGCUUUUAAUGGGAAAAUAAAUAUAGAAGAACAUAUUUAUAUAUAUUUUCACAUUAAUAGUGUGUCAUAAAAUUAAAAUUUAUAUUUCAUGUACUACAUGUCUAAUAUUUUUUCUUUUAUUUCUAAGAUAUCUUCAAGCUGGUGGAGCUCCUUCAACAGUUGUAGAGUUAUUAUCAGUCAAUUUUACCUCUAUCGCAGGGAUGGUAAAUGUCAUGGCCAGCUGGUUAAUUCAUACAGGUGUCCAUUUUUGCACAAAAUCCUUAAGUUCCUUUUAAAAGAUACAUUCAUCUUUUUCUUUAGAUGUUUCCCACUUUUAUUUGUUAUUAUUCCCUUUGAAUUCAAACAAAUCAGUUUUUAAAUUUUCCAACUGUUUCCAUUGACUUGAAUUAUAUUUUUAAUUGCUCUGCUCUUCAGGUGUACCUCAGAGUGAAGUGACACACUUGGUGGAGAAUCACAUGACAGACAUGGUCAUGAAACACUUUGACCCAAAGAAAGCUGACUCCAUCUUCAACAGUGAUGGCAAUGUCAGUUGAAUCAUUCUUUUAACCCAUAAAAUUUAUUCAUUGCAACAUUAAUCCAACCUAACAAGUGCACAACAUUCUAUGUUUGUUUUAAAUACAGUGAAUACUGUUGGUUGAACCUGAAUGUUUUUAGCCUAGAUAAGUUUUAUUUUGUUAAUAGAUUGAUGAAUAAACAAAAUUCAUAUAUUAUGCUAAAAUUUAUAGCCAUCAUUACAAUUUAUUGGCUGAUUUGAAUUCAUUAAAUUAUGCCUAAAUUUAAUAAGUAAGUUUACUCAAUUUGAAAUAUUUUGUUGUUGUUGAAAAUCAAUUAGAAAUUUACUAGUCCUCCUUUGUUUAAUUUUAAAGAGACAGCUAAUGAUAAAAUCACUUCCCAAACAAUGUCCAUUAUUUAUUUAUUGAUAUAAAAGCAUUUGUUAUGUAUUAAAAAUUUAUUUUAUUCACUUUUAAUACUUGCAGCAUCAAUAUUCUUCAACCUAAUAGUUAAAACAAUUUAUCUCAGAUGCCUGAAUGGCUACCAGAAAUGAUACAACAGGCCACAUGGCGGUCGGUUUUUUACAGACUCGCUGAACAAUAUCCAGACUGUCUCUUUCUCAACUUCACAAUCAAGGUAGAGCAUUAGAUUUUAAAAUUUGACUUACUUAAAAUUUAAAAUUACUUUUUAUUGUAAAAAAUAAAAAAAGUUUUAGUUGGAUCUAUUUGCACUGUAUUUAGCGAAGCCUUUAUAUUUGGUUAUCACCAUAACAGAUGAUCUCCGAUGCUGGUUUCCAAGGGGAGAUCACCUCAGUGUCAACUGCCUGCCACCAAAUUGAAGUUUUCACUAGAGUUCUAAAAACAUCCAUAGCUACAUUUCUAGAAGGCGGGGAGGAAGCCUUAGAGAAACACUUGCCUGAAUUCACGGUUUGUAACUAUUUGAAACAUUAACUAUUCCUAAAGGAUGCAUCCAAAUGCGUCACUGCGCAGAGUGACACACCUUUCUCAUUUUUAUUUAAAAAUAGAAACAAAAUCUCGUGUCCCUUGAGACUUCCGGCGAUCGCAGUGAUUUUGUGUGAUUUGAAUUUAAAAGCCGAAUGUUUUUAUCUUGUUUCACUUUAAAUUUGUGUGUGCUUUAGUACAAUGCUUCUAUAUCUAGCAUGUGUGGUUCAUCAGAGGGGCCAAAAAUUAAUUUUUUGGUCAUUGUUAAUUAUAUAGUUUUCGCUGUUAACCCUUUACAGCACUCAACUAUAAAAAAAGUCUUUACUAACAUAAGGGCAAAACAUCCAAAAGCGAAAGUGACAACUAAGGGUUGUAAACACGCGAUCUACAAGUCUUUGCGUGACUUUGCAUUGUUUACGUCCGAUUUUGCCGAUAGCUUGAUAGCGUGGGCACCAGUUACAAGUGUAUACUUAAAAUUUUAUCAGAUUUUUUUUAGUUUUCAGGGUUUUAAAGUUUUGCUUUUCAAAAUGGAUUUCGAGGAUUCUUUAAGUGAUAGCGGAGAUUUCGCUGGGUUCAAUAUAAGUGACAUUGAAGUGCAUGAAAUUGACUAUGACAUUAAUAUUAUCAGUGCUAUCAGCGUAAGCAGUGUACAACCUUUUGGCAGAGUGUUUGUAAAUAGUAAAUAUAUGACUGACAAUCACAAACAAUAUGUUGUAUUUUGUAAAUAUUUGUGUUCAUGUGUGGAUUACUAGCAACACGUAAAGUAAUAAAUCUGCAUUAAUUUUCCUUUAUGUUGUUUUCUAUUUUACAAAAAUAUGUUACUAACACCUUAGAUUUGAUGUUUUUACUAACUAAAAAAUGUUGCCUGUUCAGAGUAAGAAAAAGGAAGAAGUAUUGCCCUUUAAAGGGUUAGUGUUAGAUUUUUUAUUAAACCUUAUUCAUUUAUGGAUGCAUUUAUUAAUAUAAAUGUAUUUUUAGCAGCUUAAAAAAUAUUUUACAAAUGUAAAUCAAUUGCAAAACCAAGUUACUUCCCUUUCUCAAGAAUAUAAAUUAAGUACGGAACAGCACUGCCGUGGGGAUUGAGUUAAAGAUCCAUACAUGUUUCAAUGACAUCCUUGCUUUAUAGCAGGUAGUUGUUUGUUUAUUUCAAAUGUGUUUAACAUGCAUAGAAUUCUCUCUCAAAAUAACUGGUUCAUAUUUCUUAGAAAAUGGUUUGUCAUGGAGAGCACACCUACUUGUACAGCCAACUUCUGAUGCAUCUAACUGCUGAAGAGCCUGAGGGGGGACCAAACAUGAGAAGGCUAUGUCAGGAGUUGCAAAAAGCUGCUGUGGCUAAGUGCGUCAACUAAACAUCAUAACUUGUCCUUCAUCGUCACAAGUUAAAGAACACUUUUAUUGAAAUCAUUCUAAAAAAUUAACUUAACCUUUAAAAUUAAAAUCAAAUUGACAAAAACUAAUGAAGGCCAAAGCAGAAUCUCUUUUUAUGCUGAUUCAGUGCCAUAUUUAUCUUGUUAAUUUCAGGCAACAUUAUUUUUAUUACUAUUCUUCUGUUGUUAAGUUUCAUAAAAGUGUACUGCUUUUUUAUUUUUAGGGUACAUAAAUUACAGCAUUAUUGAAGUAUUUUGUAUCUAAACAUUUUCUGAGUUAUUAAAAGCAAAAAAAUAUUUACACCCAUCUAACCAUUUGGUACUUUUUCAUAAUUCAUGGUUUUAAGAUAAUUCAGUUCAAAUUUCCUCAUAAUCUCAUUGUUAAAUUGUUUUGUUGCCAUGCCAGAGGUCUUGAGGUCACUCCAAUAACAGUUGCAUUAACACAUGCCAAUGAAUAUCCUCGUGCCUGCCAGGCCCUUUCUUCAAUGUUGUCUAGACAAGCUUUGAAUCCUGCAGACGUUUCCGUGGUGUGUAAGCCUUAUGAUAUAAAGCUUGUUGAUUGCCCCUGCAUCUAUAUGACUUGUCACAAAUAUUCUAAUUUCAGAGUUAAAAGAUGUUUUUUUUAUAACUUUUGAAUUCUUCACUGAUUCCUGUGAUAUUCAAGUCAAUCUGUAACCCACCUUUAGCAUUAAAUAAAAAUUAUAAAAGAAGUUAAUGUAGGAAAAAAUUUGAAUUGCAUAAAUAUUAUCUUUCAAAAUUUAGGGAUUCUAUACUUUCAAAGUGGUUGUCACACAGUUACUUCAAUGGGUUCCCAAGAAACAUGUUGUGGAAUCAAAGGCUUGCCAGUUGUUUAACAGACAUUAUAAUUUGUAUGGUGUGCUUUGUGGGCCACUUCUAAGAUAAAAAAGAGCCAAUCAGGUGUUUGAAUCACAGAAAGCAUUUUUAUCUAAUUAUUAGUAGACUUUUAAGUAUAUCCAUUGUUGUAGAAAUAUUUUUUUAAUCUUAUUUCAGCUUUAUAAAAUGUAUUCAGAAGGAGAAGGUCCUCCUGUGGCACUCAUCAGAGUUCCUGAGUUUCUUGGUAAGUUUUUUGUGUAAAUACUCAAGUAAUGUAUAUGACAUAAUCUAUUUAUUUUGUUAAUAAUGAAAAUCUACUGAUUUUUUGAGAUUUUUGUCAACCUAGGAGAGUAGCUCAACUGAGAGAUGGGAACUGCCUUCUGGCUACAACCCCAUUGUUAAAGGCCAAGGGAGAAAAAUCAGGAUAUUAGUACCAAAGGAAAAUUUGACAACUCCUGUGACUGCCCUGGUGUCUCACUGUAUCAAAAAAAAAUACCCACGCUUUUAGUGAAACACAAAGGAUCAUGGGGCUCACCAGCUGCUUGGAGAGGGGGGAUAUGCCGACCUGUGAUUUUCCCCAAUUGCCAAUAAAAACCACACCAUUAUUGAGAUAAAAUAAUGACAAUAAAUAAUUCUUUUCUAAAUUCUUCAAAAAUUUAAAUCUGCAUCAAGUGGUAGAUUUUUGAAAUAAGAAUUGUCUCCCCUCAUCACAUUCACUCUGCUUUUAUAACCCUCUUAUCAUAAAAGUUUUAAAAAACAAUUUAUGAAAUUUCCUCUGCCAUUUUUGUUAUUCCAGAUCUGCUGGUUGAUGCCCUGUACAAUCCCGCCAGUAAGAUUAGCCCAGAACACAAGUCAAAGUAUAUUUUUCUCUUGGCUUAUUCUGUUAGUGUUGUUGAGUCGUCACGAAGAGGAGGAAAAGGUAUCACCAAAUAACUGAGGUUUAAAAUUAUUUGCAGCCCAAAUGAUUUUUUAAAUGUAUUAACCAGAAUCAUGCAGCCAGUUAGAACCUUGUGAUUUUUUUCACAAGCUCAAUGUUUAAUCAUCUUAUACCUAUAGCCAACUGUAAAUGACAUAUUUUAUGCCUAGGAAUAUUGUGACUUCUUAUCACAGAAACUAAAAUCAUGUUUUGUUUUAUAGGUCGAAGGUUAAACAAAGAGGAGCUUAAGUCCACUACACAAGCCAUUGAAAAAACUCACACACUUUUAGCCAAUCACAAGGGUUCAUCAGAGCUGAUAGCUGAAGUGAACACAUUAUUUUCUUGUAUUAAGUAUGUUCCUACAAAAAAAUUUUUUUUAACUUCUCAAAUACUUUGCUAACAAAAAUGUUCAAAACAAUGUUGUUUGUUGAUGAGAUUUAAUAGGCUAUUUAUUUCUUUUAAGAAAAAUUUAUGAUGUUUCCGCAGGUUCCCUGUUGUGGGAAUGGGUGUCCUUCAUUGGGUGGACUUGACUGUCUCAGAACCCAAUUUUUUUAAACUUAACACAGAUCACACGCCACUUCAUUUGGUUCUUGUGGACGAGGUCAGUUAUGGAUUACUUCCUAUCUCAUGGCUGUCCUAUGUUAUAACAAAGAAAACUUUACACGAAUGUAAAUUAAGAACACAUAUUUGUAUAUAAAUUGUAAUAUAAUGCAAUUAUUGUGUACCGGUACCAGUAGUCAUGUCAUGAUCUCUAUUUUUAUUACAAUUUUAACAUUUCUUUAAAUUUUAUCCCUUUCCAUAAAUUUUUAGCUAAAUUAUAUAAUUAGAAACUGCAGGUUACUUAUUAUUUUUAUGCUGUGUUUUCUCUUGUAGAUUGUUUCCAACCACCCAUUGCUACAUCACAAAGCGCUUAUACUUUUGACACGACUUUUUGAGAACUCCUAUGAUGAACUGGAUGUUCUAGUCAGAGUAUGAAUCAUAUUUUACAACCAUGUAUCAAAAUUUAAAACAAAUGCGAAAUCUAGUAGGCUUUACAUUAUUUAGGCAGAAGUACAUUUGUUAAAUUAAUGAAAGAAAAAUUCAGAAGAUUAAUCAUAUUAUUUUAUUUUACUAUGAGAUGUAGUCUACAGAAGCAGUUGACUACAAUUCUUUUAGGUAGCGGUUGUGGUGUUUGGUAUAUUUCUAACAUUAUCAUUUUAUACAUUUUGUUGAAUUCUCUCAUGUUCCAGCUUGAGUUGAAGAAGAUGGUGCUGGAUCGCAUGCUGCACUUACUGCACAAGGGUUGUGUGAUACCAGUUGUCACUUUUAUAACAAAAUGUGUUGAUGACACAGACAUCUCUUUAGUCAGACACUUUGUCACUGAGGUAAGACAUUUUCUUACAAGUUAAACCUGCUGAUGAAUUUGAUUAAAUAGACACCAACAAUUUGUGUCAAUAUAACAAUAUAAGGUAAGCUUUAAUAAUAAUUUUACAGAAUACAAAAUUAUUUGUUUCGGCACAUGCCUUCAUCAGUACAACAAAAAGACAAAUAAGUAUAAAUUAAAUUUACAUAAUAUUAUAUAUAUAUACAGAUCCUACCUAAAAAGGGGAGAAAAAAUAGGAUUGGGCGAAAAAAGCAGGCAGAAACAAAGAAAAGAAAAGCUUACCUUAUAUUGUUAUAUUGACACAAAUUGUUGGUGUCUAUUUAAUCUAUUUUAAAGCUUUACCGCAGUCCAACACUUUUUAUUAGUUGAUGAAUUUGAUCUGUGAACUCAAUUAAUUCCUGGGCUAGUGCACUUUAAUUAAUGUUUAAAAUGCAUUAUUAUUAAAUUUAUUUAUUUGCUAAUCUAGUCCUAACAACAGCAAAUUUGAAUAGCAAUUCUUUGGAUGUUAAAGUGAUGUGAGAUUUUUUUUUAAAAAUGUAUUUGGACAAAGAAAAGGAAUAUUAAGGAAUUUCGAGGCCCAAAUGUCAGGACCUCUAUUUAAGAUUAAAGAUGUCCUUUUUGGUUGAACUCUUAUUGGGUCUUAUGCCCUGGUGUUUCAUGCGUAAAAUUUUCAAAAUUGACUUUGCAGCUGCUUGACAUGAUUGCUCCCCCUUAUACAGUAGAAUUUGUACAGUUAUUACUCCCCUUGAUAGAAAACAAGGCAGUGACAGAUACUUUACGGACCAGUGAUGGGAAGGAUCCAGUUUCGGAGUUUAUCAGUGAGUUUCUUUGGCUCUUUAACACCUUUCUUUACAAUUGUCUUAAGUACUGAUUGGCAUUAUUCUUCAUAAUGUUUAAUUUGAGAGGUCUACAUACAUACACUCACAAUGCCUCAUUUGAAAUAAAAUCAUAAGAAGUACAAGUAUCUUGACAUGUGUUGGAAUUACCUAGGCUGAAAAUGGUGUCUUUCUUUAAAAAUGACAAACUAGAAGUAACUAAACAAUUUAAAAUAUUGCCAGUUGAAUUAGCAGGAUUUGUAUUUUGAAAUAAAAAUUCUGAAAUUCCUGCUAAUGAUCAUUCCAAAUUAUGGUUCAUAUUUCACCAUAAUUUAGCUCUUUAUUACAUUACAUGCAAAAGGUCCUUAAAUUUUAAAUCAAUAUAAACUUAAAAAUAAUUAGGCUGUUAAAUUUGCCAUUCUGAGAUUACCAAGUACAAGUUUUCAGUGUGCAGUUAGUUUCUGAAGGGGUCAUCCAUAAAAGACGUCCACACAAAAGGGGGGAGGGGGGGUUCAGCAAAAAAGUGGACUAAAGUGGACAAAGGGGGGGGGGGAAGGGGGUUUAGGACAAAGUGGAUGUGCACAUUGUAGUGUUUUUUUGAGUGCAGCAGUUUUGCAUAAAUUUACUGCAAAUUUACUGCCCGAUCACAGUUACANUUUUUUGAGUGCAGCAGUUUUGCAUAAAUUUACUGCAAAUUUACUGCCCGAUCACAGUUACAGUAGCAUGCCUUUUGAUCUCUAUUGUCCAUCGGUGGCUGGAAGAAUUUCCAAGAGAAUAUGUUUCUGCUGUAAACAUUUCCCAUCACAGGCGGCAAUGAAAAAACAUAAGGUCGUCGAUUGCAAUAUUCCUGCUAGUGAACAUAAUAUAGCAGACGAAUCAGACGAAGAGACUGCCACUCAAAUUGAAUUAGCAAUUGAAGACUCAAGAACAGAUGUCAUUAUACGAAACAUGUUUGAAUGGCUGCAGUCCGAAUUUUCCGUUGAUUGAAGAAUGGUGGAUUAUUUGUUUAUUACAUUUUUUAAUACAGUGAUUCAAUAAAAUGUUUUCGAACAGUUAUUAUUUCAUUUAGAAUUUUGCCUGCAAAUAAUUGGAAUUUCUAAAAAAAAUCUUUGUAAAUACAUACUCUUUAUAUUGUUGUACAUUUUCCCAAAAUAUUCAUUAAUUUAAGUUCGGUUGGGGGGUAAAAAUAGCAAAAAAAUUGGUGGACGUCUUUUAUGGAUGGCCCCUUAACACUCAAAAAUUACUAAUGGCAUUUAAAAUAAAUAAGUACUCUGUAAAGCUUACACUUACAACAAAAAGAAAUACACCAAAUUUUUAGCUAAGAAUUGAUUAUAAGAAAUUAGUUCUUUUUGCAAAUGAAGCAGUUAAUGGAUCAAAUAAUUAUCUUUCUUUUCAGGUCACUGUCGAGCAAACUUCAUGACCCAAAUUUAAGUCUGGAAUCUAUGAUUCCCUUGCUACAGAUUCCAUAGAUCUUUAUUUGAUUUGAGCACUUGUGAACCAUUCAUGUCCUCACAUCUUCAUAGUAGGACUGCUGGGAAUAAUAAUCUAAUACUAAUAAUUAUGUUUAAGGACUGUGUUUCUGAAAUGUUAAUGUAUAUAAUUUUCAUGUAUAGAAAUUUUAAUAUUAAAAAGAAAA
Molecule: messenger RNA, 10460 nt
Organism: Lymnaea stagnalis (great pond snail)
Lineage: Eukaryota; Metazoa; Mollusca; Gastropoda; Lymnaeidae
Source: the annotation of a GenBank genome assembly